GUCACAUGUGUGUGAGGAGCCAAAGCAGCGCCCCACCAGCCCUGAAGUGCCAUUUCUUUCUCACUUUAAGAACUUUUUUGCAAAGUCCAAAGCUGUGGAUAUGAGGAUGCUGACCAGUCUGGCCCACCCAUGAAAUCUGAGCGGCCUUCAUUUGAGACCAUCUGUGGCUGAACUACGACAGACACCAUGGGGAACUGUGGCUCUUACGACUCUGAUGGUGAAUUCUCCUACCACCCUGACGAUGACAUCUGCGAACACUGCAACUGCCCGAUUCCUCCAGGCAACCAGAUGUUUGAUACCAAAGUUCCAUUCUCAAACUCCAACUACACGCCUCCACCCACCUCACCGUUACCAGAUAACUUGGUGGUGGCCUUGUACAGCUAUAUGCCGUCCCACAGCGACGACCUGGGCUUUGAGAAAGGAGAGAAGAUGAAGAUCCUGAACGCAGAUGAUCCAGAAUGGUACAUGGCAGAGUCUCUGUCCACGGGACAGAGGGGCUACAUCCCGCGCAACUUUGUGGGCAAACUCAACAGCAUGGAGACAGAACCCUGGUUCUUUAAGAACCUCUCCAGAAACGAUGCCAUGAGGCACCUGCUGGCCCCGGGAAACACGCAAGGCUCCUUCCUGAUCCGAGAGAGUGAGACCACACCAGGAAGUUUCUCUCUGUCUGUGCGCGAUUUGGACCACACGCAGGGUGACGUCAUCAAGCACUACAGAAUCCGUAACCUGGACGCCGGCGGCUUCUACAUCACCAGCAAAAUCUCCUUCACCUCACUGUCUGAGCUGGUCAGACAUUACUCCCGAGAUGCUGACGGCCUGUGCACGCGGCUGAUGAAGCCAUGUCAGACGCGAAUGCCCCAGAAGCCGUGGUGGCAGGAUGAGUGGGAGGUGCCACGAGAGUCUCUCAAGCUGGAGAGGAGGCUGGGCCAGGGCCAGUUCGGGGAGGUGUGGAUGGGCCUGUACAAUAAUAACCGGAGGGUGGCUAUUAAGAGCCUGAAGCCAGGCACUAUGUCCAUCGGGGCCUUCCUGGCUGAAGCCAACCUGAUGAAGACUCUUCAGCACCCGCGCCUCGUCCGCCUGUUUGCUGUGGUGACACAGGAGCCCAUCUACAUCAUCACUGAGUACAUGGAGAAAGGCAGUCUGGUGGAUUUUCUGAAGACUCCAGAAGGAUCGAGAUUGCAAAUCAACACCCUGAUCGAUAUGGCUUCCCAGGUGGCAGAGGGAAUGGCCUACAUAGAGCAAAAGAACUACAUCCACCGGGACCUGAGGGCAGCUAACAUUCUGGUGUCUGAGGAACUCAUCUGCAAGAUCGCCGACUUCGGCCUGGCCCGCCUCAUAGAGAAUAAUGAAUACACUGCCAGGGAAGGUGCCAAAUUUCCCAUCAAAUGGACGGCUCCUGAGGCCAUAAACUACGGCACCUUCUCCAUCAAAUCAGACGUGUGGUCUUUCGGAAUCCUGCUGACUGAGAUUGUGACUUACGGGAGAAUCCCUUACCCAGGAAUGACCAAUCCAGAAGUGAUCCAGAACUUAGAGAACGGAUACCGAAUGCCCCGUCCAGACAACUGCCCAGAGGACCUCUACGCCAUCAUGACCAAGUGCUGGACUGAACACCCAGAGAACCGGCCCACCUUCGAGUACCUGCGCAGCGUGCUGGAGGAUUUCUUCACCGCCACAGAGCGGCAGUACCAGGAGCAGCCCUGCUGAGGCGCAUCCACGGCCUUCCACUUCUUCUAGGAACUCUUAGGACACCAGAGGAUGCUGAAAGAAACGAUGCUAUCAAUUUUUCCCUUCCUGAAAUUCACUUCAGUGGGACCAUAUGUGCCGUGUAUAAACUGGAGAGUGACGGAUUGUUCUGCAGAACUUGGCAGUAACCGUACGUCUGUGGGUGGGCGAUAUGACUAUGUUAUUAUGGUAAAUCAUGCCACAGUGUGCAUUCAUUAACAAGUCUCUUCCAACUUGUUAAACCUUAAGAAACGAAACAUUGGGAUAUUCAGGUAUGGCAACAUUCCAUUUUUGUCAUUAUCGCCUGCCCCAAGCCAAAAUUCACAAUUACUUUUUAAGAUAUAAAAUAGUUGCUAUAAUUCUACACCAUCAUUAUAAGACCCAACUUUUCAAGUAGCUUUUGUAAAUGACAUGCAAAGGUGCAUCUUCGCAUUUAAAUAUGUUUCAUUUUUGCUGUGACUGUGCUACAAAACUUCCAUCAUGGAUUUCUUGAGAAGCUUCUUCAUAACUCUGUAACUGUAAGGCCUGGAAAUGUAUGGAUCUUCAGGUAUUUUCCUUCUCUUUAAAGGAUUUUCUAGUUGUUUCUUCCAGGGUAUGAUUUUUCUAAGCUGUAUUAAAUUGCCUGACCUUUUAAAGUUAAAACUAAAGGUUUUCUGUUUGGUUUA
This is a messenger RNA of Pygocentrus nattereri (red-bellied piranha), 2387 nucleotides long. It is a transcript of the gene lck, whose product is annotated as LCK proto-oncogene, Src family tyrosine kinase. Gene Ontology annotation, cellular component: extrinsic component of cytoplasmic side of plasma membrane. The coding region runs from base 187 to 1704 and encodes 505 amino acids. The transcript has 13 exons. Gene Ontology annotation, biological process: cell surface receptor protein tyrosine kinase signaling pathway; protein phosphorylation; innate immune response. NCBI's taxonomy places the organism in Eukaryota, Metazoa, Chordata, Actinopteri, Characiformes, Serrasalmidae. The record is from RefSeq and is a predicted model, not a curated record. Gene Ontology annotation, molecular function: non-membrane spanning protein tyrosine kinase activity; signaling receptor binding; ATP binding.